AAGGCGACAUGAAAAGCGAGUCUCAUCAUACGUUCCUUGCUUGCCUCCUCCUCCAUACUAAUCUUUCCACGUUAUGUUAAACAACUCUUUACCUUUUCUCAUACAAAUGAAGUUUCCACGUUAUAUUAAACAACUCUUCUCCCUUUCUCGCCGACACGCCCACGCUGAAACACUUCCGCAAUUUCUCUCUCUUCAUUACUCUCUCAAGCUUCGAAUCUCUCUCUCUCUCUCUCUCUCUCUCUCUCUCUCUCUGCAGUCCCUUUCUUAAUGUCAACAACUACUACAACAAUGGUGAUUCCAACCGCAGACGUUUACUCCUCUGCUUCGCCUUCACUACCGUUGCAGUCUCGCGUUGUUGUUAGGUCAUUUCAGGUUCUCUAAUUGUAAGCACUCUGACAAGAUAGGAGUAGAAGCCUCAGAUGGAGAGGAGUCGCAGAGUUAGCUCUGCGCUGUCCUCUCGGUUCUGCGACGAGUUUCUUUUGUUUAUCGCGGCGGCGAUCUUCGCUCUCGGUGUUGUUGAAGCGACUACUGAUCCGUCAGAUGUUCAAGCUCUACAGAUUAUGUACACUUCGCUGAAUAAUCCUUCCCAGUUAUCUAAUUGGAAACCGAAUGGUGGAGAUCCGUGUGGUGAGUCAUGGAAAGGUGUUACUUGCCAGGGUUCUGCUGUUGUUUCGAUCCAGAUUUCAGGGCUAGGACUCAAUGGGACACUUGGGUACAUGCUUUCCGGCCUUACAUCGUUAAGAACAUUAGAUAUGAGUGACAACAAUAUUCAUGACUCAGUUCCGUAUCAGUUACCACCGAACCUGACAUCCCUAAAUCUUGCGGACAACAACCUAAGUGGGAACUUGCCCUAUUCCAUUUCUAGCAUGGUUUCUCUUAAUUAUCUGAACAUUAGCAAGAAUUCUCUCUCCCAAUCAAUUGGAGAUGUGUUCACGAAUCUCUCUGGGCUCUCGACCUUGGAUCUCUCUUUCAACAACCUAACUGGAGAUAUUCCCAGUUCUUUUAGCACGUUGUCCAAUAUUUCUACUCUUCAUGUGCAGAGCAACCAGUUAACUGGUUCUCUUAAUGUUCUGGCUCCUUUGCCUUUGACAGAUCUAAAUGUUGCAAACAACCAUUUCAAUGGGUGGAUACCAAGGGAGCUUAUCUCCAUUCCUAAUUUUAUAUAUGAUGGAAAUUCAUUUGACAAUGGUCCUGCUCCUCCUCCACCACCAUAUACCUCACCUCCCCCAGGUAGACCACAUAAUAACCGUAGCCAUUCUCCUCCAGGUGGACAUACACAGCCUGGUUCUGAUGGUCAAUCCUCCAAUCAAAAAGACGGAAAUGAAAAUAAUGGGUUGACAGCUGGACCUAUUAUAGGGAUAACCCUAGGUUCUUUGUUGGUGGUUCUCAUUGCAAUUCUUGUGCUUGUAUUCUGCCUGCGGAAGAGAAAAAUCAAGGAGUCCAGUGCUUCUAGAACUUCUGCAGGAACUCUCCCCAUUACUGCAGAUAAAGUGAAUACCGAGAUGCAAGAGCAGAGGAUGAAAUCCACCUCCAAUGUUGCAGAUAUAAGGCCCCCACCAGCCGAAAAAUUAGUUGUUGACAAGAUAAAAGGGAAAAGUGGAUCUUUAAAAAGAGUGAAGUCUCCUAUAACCGCUACUUCUUUUACAGUUGCUUCUCUCCAAACAGCAACAAACAGUUUCAGCCAAGAAAACCUUAUUGGUGAAGGUUCACUUGGCCGUGUUUAUAAAGGAGAAUUUCCUAACGGAAAGGCAGUGGCAAUUAAGAAGAUCGACAAUGCAGCGCUUUCACUGCAGGAGGAAGAUGAUUUUCUUGAAGCUGUUUCAAAUAUGUCACGGCUGAGGCACCCCAAUGUUAUUUCACUGGUGGGCUACUGUGCGGAGCAUGGCCAACGUCUUCUGGUUUAUGAUUAUAUUGGAAACGGGAGUGUACAUGAUAUGCUACAUUUUGCUGAUGAAAGAAGCAAGAUGCUGACAUGGAAUGCCCGUGUUAGAGUUGCGCUUGGCACUGCUCGAGCUUUAGAAUAUUUGCAUGAAGUGUGCCUGCCUUCUAUUGUGCAUAGAAACUUAAAGUCAGCAAACAUUUUGCUUGAUGAAGACCUUAACCCUCACUUGUCAGACUGUGGCUUAGCUGCUUUAAACCCAAAUACAGAGCGACAGGAGGUUUCAUCAACCCAAAUGGUUGGUUCAUUUGGUUAUAGUGCUCCUGAAUUUGCUUUAUCUGGAAUAUACACCGUAAAAAGUGAUGUUUAUAGCUUUGGGGUCGUGAUGUUGGAGCUGUUGACAGGACGGAAGCCGCUAGAUAGUUCAAGGGUGAGAUCAGAACAGUCGCUUGUAAGAUGGGCUACUCCACAACUCCAUGAUAUAGAUGCCUUGGCAAAAAUGGUCGAUCCUGUGCUUAAUGGCAUGUACCCUGCAAAGUCUUUAUCACGUUUUGCUGACAUCAUUGCCAUUUGUGUUCAGCCUGAACCGGAGUUUCGGCCUCCCAUGUCCGAAGUUGUGCAAUCACUGGUUCGGUUAAUGCAAAGAGCAAGUGUGGUGAAGAGGCACUCCAGUGAUGAAUCAAGUUUUAUGUACAAGACUCCAGAUCAUGAGGCAACCGACGUGCCAUAUUAGAAAAUCCAAGACUAGCUGAAGCUAUUGAACCACCUUCGAAAUUUUGCAUGCAGAGCAAUCCAGAGAAAUUGUCAAGAGGAAUGACCGACCCGGUAGUGUAUCCGAAGAGCAUGCACGCACGCACUCUCGUCUCAAACAAUUUGAGCCCGCAGCAUGCUCUAUCUACUUCACAAUUAGGAUCGAGUUUGUGUAUAUUUUAUUGUAUCUUCAGUAAUAAUUGGACAUUUUUGGUACAUGUUCAUAGGUAUUUUAUGCCACAAUGAAGCACUUCUGUGAUGUGUUUGGAUGAA
Molecule: messenger RNA, 2902 nt
Organism: Diospyros lotus (date-plum)
Lineage: Eukaryota; Viridiplantae; Streptophyta; Magnoliopsida; Ericales; Ebenaceae
Product: protein STRUBBELIG-RECEPTOR FAMILY 8-like
Exons: 16
Coding region: 420-2612 (730 amino acids)
Biological process (GO): protein phosphorylation
Molecular function (GO): ATP binding; protein serine/threonine kinase activity; protein binding
Source: RefSeq, a predicted model, not a curated record